Molecule: messenger RNA, 255 nt
Organism: Cooperia oncophora
Lineage: Eukaryota; Metazoa; Nematoda; Chromadorea; Rhabditida; Trichostrongylidae
Source: the annotation of a GenBank genome assembly
AUGGUUGUUCUGUACAUUCUCGAAAUGAUAUGUAAUGUACGUGCAAACGGAAGAACUGCAAGUCCACAGUUACCCACUGCAGUUGUAAUUCAGCCGAAAGACGAAGAUGCCAAGAAAGAAAAAGAAAAAGAGAAAAAGGGUGACAAAGAUGAAUGCCGCCACAAUUCAAAUCGUCACUUCCCUUCGAAAUCGAAACUGCUGGAACUCGACAUUAAACGUCCUGACAAAGAGAAAAAGCGGAAAAAGAGAAUUUGA